Messenger RNA from Durusdinium trenchii, 1929 nucleotides. The record is from the annotation of a GenBank genome assembly. Lineage: Eukaryota; Dinophyceae; Suessiales; Symbiodiniaceae.
AUGGCAGAGGAUGAUGGUGAGAAGCCAGCCGACAGUCCGACGGCUGCGGCAACAGCACCAGCACUGGCCAUGGCCAUACCCGGCCUCCCAGCACAAACCGCGGUUGCACAAGUUCCAGGGGCGACCGGGGCUGUGCAAAUGGACCCGGCAGCCUAUGCUCAGUGGCUGCAGGCUGUGCAGGCCCAGCAGGCUCUAAGUCAGGCGCUGUAUUUGCAGCAGAUUGCCGCAGCGGCUGGCGGUGGUGCUGGUGGUGGAGUGAUUGCACUUCCAGCUGGGCUUCCAACUUUGCCAGGGCUUCCAGCGGGGCUUCCAGCGGGGCUGCCUGGAGUCGCCCUCCCAGCCGUAGCCUCAACAGCUCCGGCACCGGCUCCACGACCGGCACCGGUGAUAGAAGGGCCUACCUACACUGGCCAAAUCGUGGAUUACAACGAGGAGAAAGGAUUUGGCUUCAUCGAGUGCAAAGAGACACAAGAAAUUUAUGGAAAAGACAUAUUCCUGCUGCGGAGUUCCUUAAAUGGGCUGAUUGUCAGCACGGGAGACAGGGUGAAUUUCAGAAUUCAGACAGGAUUCAAAGGUCCCAAGGCUGUGGAGAUCGAAGUGGUGGAAAGAAUACAGGAAAUGGCAGACCGAUUGCCGACCUACUACGGCAUCAUCAAGAACUUCCACCACGACAGAGGUCUUGGCUUCAUAGAAUGUGAUGAGACCAAGGAUGUUUAUGAGAAGGACAUCUUGGUACUGAGGAGUCAAUUGGGUGAACAGGUGGAGGGCGCAGUGGUGUCUUUCAAUAUUGUAGAAGAUGCUCGUGGAGUGAAAGCAGCAAAUGUGAAGAUUUGCCCUGAGGGAUUCCCACCUGGAAAAGAGCCCAAGCCCAGGCCUCCAAAAGGCAAAGGAAAAGGCAAGGGCAAGGAGUUUGGCAAGGACGGGAAAGGCUUUGGCAAAGAUGCUAAAGGCUUUGGCAAGGGCAAAGGCAAGUUUGAGCAGCUGUGGAAUGUAGCGACAAACAUGCUGAAUGAGUGGGGAUGGUGGGGAAAUGACUCCUGGGAUGGUGGAUGGGAGGACCCAUGGUGGCCGGGAGGAAAUGGAGACUGGCAGGGACAGGAAGGGAAGGGGCCGGGAGUCGCUCCAACCCCAACAGUUCUGGAUGCCGUUCGCCUUAUGAAGGCCAGCAACCUCAAUGUCAUUGUUUUCAAGCUUCAGGCCGCUUGCAAUGUUUUAAGCAUUGCCUACGGUCUGCAAAUUGCCAAUGCCGCUGUGUUGAUGACAAACAUGUUUGGCCUUGCAUGCCAAGUACUUUUCCUAGCCGGAGAACGCUACGCGUCACUGGAAAGCGAAUGGCUGUCCUUUGCCUUGUACCUAUCUGUUGUAUUGAACUCGGGGAUCUUUGUCUCGAGCAGAUGUGUCCCCAUCAACCUUCUGGGACAAUCCAUAACAGUCUUUAACGUCUUCUUAUAUUCGUCUCCACUGAUGAAUCUGGGCAUCGCUUUGCGCACGCGCAACAGCAGCCAAUUCCCGACCUUCUUGCAACUUGGGCUUUGUUCUGGCCGUUCAGCCCUCUGGAGCAUUUAUGCGCUCCUCAUUGAGGUCCGGAUGCCCAAACUUGUGCGCACGAUGAUUGGGAGUUUCUUGGCAGGAUAUGGUGGUCCUCAUUCCAAGCCUGAUGGGCUAUGCUUGCUCCUUUUUCCAGGCACCUUUGCAUGCGGCCAUUGUUGCCAAUCAACAGUAGUCUGCGGACAGGUACUCCUGAUUCUGUGGCAGGAAGCCUACCUUCACUACUGUGCAGUAUUUUGGAUUUCUCAGCAUGUCCAAACCAGACAACACUUUUGCUGGCGCCUGCAAGGUGUCGCAAUUGUUUGCCGCAUGGAUUCCAAGCUACAUGCUGACAUGUGCAGCUUUUGGAUGCCUUUGUGCCUUGUUGCAUGCGAGGUUUGA